AUGCCAGCGCAGCCGUCGCCGCCAUUGCUCAGCCCAUCGUCUACGACUGAGGCUGGUCAGCAGCCGCCAGCGUUUGCAGGCACAGCCACCGCCACCGCCGCGAACACGGCGAACGGCGCGGCGCAGAACAGCGGCAGACCGCCGACGCUCGACCUGCGCAAGUCUGACGAUUCAAUUGCCAAUCGCGUUCUGAGCUCGCUGCGCCCGUCGCCAACCGCGUCGCCGGCUGCUCCAUCGACCCCGACCCCCACCCCCAGCAGUAGCAUUGGUGCCGGUGGUGCUGCUGGUGGUGGUGGUGGGCAGGCGGGGCUGACCACGGCGGCCAAAUCAGCCAGCGUGUCCUCAGCAGCAGGAGUCGCACCUGCAUCCAAAUCCAGCAGUGGCUCAUCGUCGCCCAAGCCCGCCCUUCUGAUGACGACGCCAGGGCCAGCAACCCCAACCAGCAAGGCAGCAAAGACAGCAGCAGCAGCAGCAGCCUCUACGCCUGCAUCGACGUCAACAACGCCUGCAGCGACGACCACUGCAGCUGCUUCAGCUUCCUCCUCGUCCUCGUCCUCCUCCUCGCGCAAAAAGUCGCUGCUGCCCGCCGUCGUCCGCGAGCUGCUGUCCGUGUCGCUUCUGGUGGAGGCCACGAUCAGCCUCAAACUAUUCCUCCUGGCCGAGGAGCGUGCUCACCGUGAAGUUCGCCGAGAGCGGGCUGUGCAAGACUCGGAAACCACAGAGUGGCUCAACACUGUGAUUGAGCGCUAUUGGGUGUUUUACGAGCCCAUUUUGUGCAAAACCAUCAAGGACUCCAUUGAGCCGGUGUUGGCUUCCGCGAAACCGGGUUUGAUUGAAUCCAUCAAACUGACCACUUUCACACUUGGAUCGAUGGCUCCGUACAUUCGCACGGUUCGCGUUCUUGCAGCACGUCAAAUCGCGGCCCAAAAGGCGUCGUCGUCAGAAGAAGAAGAGGUCGCGGCAACCGAGGAAGGCGCAACCGGUCUCGUCACAUCCAUUUCGUCCGCUGCCAAUAUUCUCAUGAUGGCCAAAAAGCGCGCCUCAAAGCGCGGCUCGGCCUCCGCGGCUGCCGACGAUCCGUAUGCGCGUCCGUCGCCUGGGUACCAGCAGCGCCUCAGCACGAGCGAUCGCAUCAUUGCCGAUGUUGAGCUCGGCUUCCAAGCGCCGCUCGCCAAGAUUGUCGUGUCCAUCAAACUGGGCGGCAAGUUCAUCGGGCUCACAUUGCCCGUGCAGCUCAAGGAGAUUGACUUUGCGGGCACCAUGCGAACCAAUGUCAAGUUGAUUGACCAGUUCCCGCACUUGGACUCGAUCACCUUUGGGUUUUUGAACAUGCCCCGUGUUCGCUUUGCCAUUCAGCCGCUCAAAACCAUCGACAUCAUGGAUGUGCCAAAGCUGUCCGAGUGGUUGUACGGUAUGGUUGAGGACGCCCUCCGCACGUCUGUGGUCGAUCCGCACAACAUUACUAUCAACCUGAACAGCAACAAGGCAAACGCGCUCAUGUUCUUCUCGGACAUUUACAAGCUCUCAACCGCCCUGUACGUUGUCCGCGUGUCCCGCAUCACGAACAGCACUCCGCCUCCGCUGACACCGUCCGGCACCAAACAGGCGAGUUCGGUCGCGGUCAUCGACAGAUCCACUGAGGAAGGCGUUGGUGGCGGUGGCAGUGUGCCUGCGGGAGGGCCACCAAAGCUCGUGCGCCAGUUCACGCUGGACACGAUCACGCCGACAAAAGCCAAUGCACCCGUGGCCAUUCAGCCUGGGGCUGCGAUGCCCGACUCGAGCGCCGAGGGAACACUGGAUUUGUAUUGCACAGUCAAGAUUGGCGACGACAAGCGACGAACCGAAGUGCUGCGCGUUGCCUGCGCAAGAACGCCGCAGGGUGUCAGUCCGACGAACGUUGCGUCGAACAAUUUUGACACGCCGUUCGUGUUCUUGACCUCGCAGCCCGAAUUUGACACAAUGACUCUGACCGUGCGUCGCAAAAGGAAGCUGAAGAAUGAAACGCUUGGCUGCAAAGAGCUGGCUCUGUACUCUUUGGACGACGCCACGGGCAAGCACAAUGUUGAGGUCGAGUUGGAAACGAUCGACGGUUUGGUGCAUUUGGAAAUCCAGCGAAUUCCGUUGGCGUAUAUUCGUAUGCCAAGCGAUUUCGAGCUUGCCCAUGCACGCGCGACGGAAGACGCCGCGGCGCAGGCGGCAGCAGCGGCAGCAAAUACAGAGAUUGAACUAGAUGAGCUGGAGCCAGAAGCGGCCAAGCCCACUGUGGAUGCAGUGGCUCCUGAUUCCGCGGCCCCUGCUGACAGUACCACGACGGCAGCUUUGACGGAUGUGUCUGCGCUCGAGAAAACCCUCCUUGAGCCUCAGCCAGAUUCGCGCGAAUUUGGUCAUCCCGCCAUGCCUGCGUACGCACCUGCGAACAUCGACAGUGGCAUCUUCACGUUGAUUGUACACGCAGCGCGCAAUUUGGAUGCGGCCGAUUCCGACGGCCUCAGUGAUCCGUUCUGCAUUGUGGACAUUCGCACGCGCACUCGCAAGUACGAGUGGUUUUCGACCAAUUACAAGCGCGACACUCUGAAUCCCGAGUGGGAGGUAGCCAAAGAGGUUGCAGUGCUCGAUUUCCGCACCACCAAAGUCCGCAUCAACUUGUUUGAUUUCGACGACCUGUCGGACAACGACCCGCUUGGGCAUUGUCUCAUCAACUUGCAGACCAUGUUUGCUGUGGACUUGAUCCGCGAGCGCGUUUGGAUUCCCGUGCUUUUCGACAAGGACACUGCAAAACUCAAGGAGGGGUUGAAGCGCCCGUACCAUGGCGAGGUGUGCGUUUCUGGCAUCUUCCGGCCUCAGCCUCUGGUCUUUGACGACGCUCCUCCAGAUACCAGCGACGACGUGGACACGGAAGUGACGGGUGUCACUAGCGCUCUUGGAAAGGGCGCCAGACUCAGUGGCAAGGGCGCCAAGGCGUUGCUUACGACCUCGCGCGACAUCAUGACGCUGAAGCGCCUGCGCAACAUUGGCAAGAAACACCACAAGGUGGACAGCGCUACCAUCACCGUCCGUUUGAUUGAGGGCGAGAAUCUGCCCGCGAUGGAUUCCACUGGCUUGAGUGAUCCUUACGUUGUUGGCCGACUGGGAAGCAAGCAGCUGUUCCAGUCGCGCGUGAUCAAAACCACCCUCAAUCCCAAGUGGAAUGAUACUUUCAAGGCGCACGUGAGCGACCGUUACGCCCACCCUCUCACGCUCAAUGUUCGCGACAUGAACGCGAUUGGCUCCCACUCGAUGGGCGAAAUUGAAAUCUCGUUGACUGACGAGCAGUCCUGCCAAGGCGAGCCGAAAUGGUAUCCCGUCACCGGAAAGAGCCACAGCCGCGGUCGCGUGCUUGUGGCCGUCACGCUUGUUCUUGCCGACUCGAUCGGGCAGGAGGAGGAGCUGGACGAGGACGACGAGGACGAGGAGGCCGUAUUCGACCCGCCUUCGGACGAAAGCAGCGAGGUACUCGCUGCAGCCACCCGCGAUCGCACCCUGACCGCAAGCAGCCAAGACCUUGACUGGGAGGGUGAGGAGAGUAUGACCGCGCACGCUCGAGGAAGCCUGAAGCGCCUGGGCAAGCCGUUCAAGGCUGCUGCCAUGACCAUCGCCGCCAUGUCUCGCGGUAUGCAUCACCAUAGCGAUGCGAGUUCGGCGAGUACGUCCACCCCGACCACGCCGCGGCAGACUGGCGCCGUUGCCAGCAUUGCCAACUCGGCCAGCACGUCCUCGCCGACCACGCCGCGUCAACCUGGCGCCAAUCCUGCCGCCGCCAAUAAUGCGAGUUCCACGGCAGCGGCUGACGCUGUGAAUGCGGCGGCCAACGCCGCAACCGCCAUGGCGGUCACUGCCACCGGUGCAACCGUUGCGUCGGCCACUGGCGACCCUGCUCGGGCGGGGAUGACCAACGCGACACUCUUCGUCCCCGGAGGUCCCGUCGCUCGCGGACCUUCCGCUGAAAGCGAGCGCAGCGGCACGGGAAUCGCAGCCUCCCCCAGCCGACACUCUCUAGCAGCGCUCGGAGCUGGCGAGAUGCGUGUUGCGCGGCUUUCUGCCGUCAUCAUUCAAGCAAAGGAUUUGAGUCUGCCCGAUUCCAAAGGUCCUGGGUCUCACGUCCCUCCAGAAGCAUACGUCAAAGUACGCGCUGGCCGCUCUGUUGUUUACAAGACAAGCAAGCACAAGUUGCUGUCCAACGCGACCGUGCGCUGGGACGAAGCCUUCUCGUUCGCAAGCAUCAACCUGGCUCUCAAGCCGGUCGUGUUCCAAAUCAAGGAAAAGAAGGCUCUACUGAACAGCGGGCUGAUUGGCGCUCACGACCUGUCGUUGGAGGCUGUCUUCCCUGGCUGGCAGCAGUGGCUGAGCGCCCAAGCCUCCAACGCGGCAGCGUCUCCAUCCGAAUUGAAAAAGACCAUUUGGCUGCAGCUCUCUCCUGUUGGCCGGGGCUCUCUACAAGUAUCCCUGACUCUGAGCAGUGUUCAGGCAUAA
This is a messenger RNA of Capsaspora owczarzaki ATCC 30864, 4509 nucleotides long. RefSeq lists its product as hypothetical. The record is from RefSeq and is a predicted model, not a curated record. Gene Ontology annotation, molecular function: lipid binding. Lineage: Eukaryota; Filasterea; Ministeriida; Capsasporidae. The coding region runs from base 1 to 4509 and encodes 1502 amino acids. The transcript is spliced from 9 exons.